Molecule: messenger RNA, 1722 nt
Organism: Rhipicephalus sanguineus (brown dog tick)
Lineage: Eukaryota; Metazoa; Arthropoda; Arachnida; Ixodida; Ixodidae
Exons: 1
Coding region: 1-1722 (573 amino acids)
Biological process (GO): DNA integration
Molecular function (GO): nucleic acid binding
Source: RefSeq, a predicted model, not a curated record
AUGGCCGAACGACCCAUCUUGCUGAUCUCCAAGGCACGUGUGGCUUCCAUUAGGAAAGCGACGCUACCACGCCUGGAGCUUUUGGGCGCACUGGUUGGCGCUAAACUGCUGACAUACGUGAGCAGUGCACUCAACGACAUUCAUAUUGAGUACACUAUGUGGACCGACUCCACGAUUGUACUGUCAUGGAUACGAGGAGACUGCACGAGGUGGAAGCAAUUCAUUGCUAAUCGUAUCACGGACAUCAAGUGCAGAACAAAACCAUCCCGAUGGAGAUAUUGCCCAGGAUUGGAGAAUCCGUCUGAUUUACUAACGAGAGGUGUGACGUUAGACAAAGUUAGAUCCAGCUCAGUGUGGUGGCAUGGUCCUGACUGGCUGCACGGUUCAGUGGAGAAGUGGCCUCUCCAACCUCUCAUUUCACCGGACAUGGAUGAAGCUGCCAGAAGCGAGAUAGCAGCUGUUCAAGUAGUGACGGCAACGGAGAGACUUAUUCCAAUUAUAAACAUUGAGCGUUUCAGCAAGCUUCAGCACUUGCUGCGAAUCACAGCUUGGGUGUUUCGAUUUACAGACCGCUGCCGACACAAAACAGAAGAAACUAGCCACCUGACUGCGACAGAAGUCCUGCGGUCCGAGCACUACUCGGUUAAACACGUCCAAAACCAAGAAUUUCAUGCAGAAGUGAACUGCCUAACACGCGGACGGACGCUGGAACCCAUGUCCUGCAUUGCUAACCUUCGCCCGUUUAUAGAUGCUGACGUAAUUCUCAGAGUCGGUGGACGCUUGUCGCUCCUGAAGUCACCGCUAACAGUCAAGCAUCCAAUACUUCUCCCAGCAAAGCAUCAUUACUCCGCUCUGGUUGUCAUCAGAGCACAUCAGCAAGUCCUACACAACGGUGCACGAGAGACGUUCACCCAGCUCAGAGAGCACUACUGGAUUUGUCGCGGGCGUGUCUUGGUGAAAAAAGUUAUACGCAGUUGCAACGUGUGCAAACGAUUCGCCGCCAGACCAGGAAGUGCUCCAACAGCGCCUUUACCAAGUCACCGGAUAGAGCCAACAAACCCUUUCGAGGUUGUUGGUGUAGAUUUCGCAGGCCCGCUCUUAGCACGCACGCAAGACGGCGACGCAAAAUGCAACGUAGCACUUUUCACCUGUGCUGUUUCGCGAGCAAUUCACCUUGAGCUCGUCUCCAACAUAACAGCUGAAACAUUCAUAUUAUGCUUGCGACGGUUUGUCAGCCGGAGGGGACUGCCCCGCGUUAUCUAUUCGGACAACGCGAGGACCUUUCAAAAGACGUCAGCGGAUUUAAAGCGCCUAUGUCACAUCUUCAAAGAAGAGGACGUCGCGAACCAUCUCACCGUCAACGGCAUUACCUGGAAGUUUAUAGUGCCCAAUGCACCAUGGUGGGGUGGAUGGUGGGAGCGACUGAUAAGAUCGGUGAAGACUUCGCUGCGUAAGAUUCUCGGGAGAGCAUGCCUCAACUUUGAAGAAAUUAUGACAGUGCUGACAGAAGUCGAAGCAGUAAUCAACUCUAAGCCUCUAACCUUUGUCCAGACAGACGAAACGGAACCGUGCACUUUGACUCCAGCCGAUCUACUGCUUGGACGUCGACUAACUGCUAUGCCAUAUGACACGGUCGACGUUGACGCCAACUCGAGACGAUCGGAUGUCAUUCGUCGACAUGCCUACAGAAGGCUUCUAACCGAGAAUUUUUGGAAGCGAUGA